UUCCCAAAUUUUUAUUGCUUUAACUAUGAUUGCUUCAUUCCACGGCUCAUCGAUUCUUUUCUUACAAGUGGUGGAUACUGGAAUGAUUGUUAUGAUGGACACGACUCCAAUGGAAAUAUUACCAUCAAGUGGGAUAUCAAGACUUGGACUCCAGAUGGAUACAUUGUUGUUGUUUCCAUCUACAAUUUCCAGAAGUAUCCUAUUCAAGCACUAGGAUGGCAACUGGGUUGGACAUAGACCAAACACGAAAUAAUUUGAAGUGUGCUUGGAGGUCUAGCUAGUGAGAAAGGUGAUUGUUCAUGGUUCAAAGGGAAAAACCCAUAUUGCUGCAAGAAGAACCCAACGUUUGUGGACAUGACUCCACAAACACCUCCCGAGCAACAAAUUGAAAAUUGUUGCAAAGGUGGCGUAAUUAAAUCAUGGCUUCAAGAUCCAAGGAACGCUUUGAGCGCCUUCUAGCUGAAAGUUGGUCAUGCUGGACCAGCAAACGGAGAGUGAGUAAGCCAAAGAGUUUUAGUCUCAAGGCACUGCAACUUGCAUAUAUGUGUAGAGAUGCAAACAAAGGUGGAACCGAUCAAGAAAACAUUGAGUAAAUUACAAACCGUAAUUAAGCUAAUUGGUUGCAUUCUUUUUUUCCCUAUUAAUCUUAUUAUUAUUAUUUCGUCUUUGUUCCUUUAUGUAUCUCAAGACACUAAUGGUAUAAUUAUGUUAUAUUUUUGUUUCCUCAGUGACAUGGAGAGUCACUUGUAUCUACUUCCCUUUUCUUUACGCCACAUCCGGAGGCAAGUUCACAUGUGCCAAAUCCAGAAGCAAGUCCACAUGUUACUACCCUCAGUGACGUUGAGCUCACACUGGUUCACACUCUGAUAGGUGUUUUGGUGGCUGUUAUAGUGUGACUUUUCAUUCUUUUAGUGCACAUGAUAUUUUAUAUCUAGUUCAGUUGUAUUUUGAUAUUGUAUCAUUAUUCUGCGUAUUGUUUCUAUAGGUUAUGGGCAAAUUUUUAUUUCUCCAUCGAAGUUUUAAAUUGA
Nicotiana tabacum (common tobacco) is the source of this 1028-nucleotide messenger RNA. The record is from RefSeq and is a predicted model, not a curated record. NCBI's taxonomy places the organism in Eukaryota, Viridiplantae, Streptophyta, Magnoliopsida, Solanales, Solanaceae.